AUGUCGUCGCCGACGAAAUUGUUGUCGAGCCCGACAAAAGCACUCAACCCCCUCUCGCCUGAACGAAUAAAUCAACAACAACUACCUCCCCAGUCCCCCUCACAAUCAUCCGACAUUUUUGACCUUCACCGGAAAAGCGCCAGGGCGAACUCUGAUGUACAAUCCAAGGUUGCCUUUUUGAACCAGCUAUCGCGGACGGGUAGCCCGGCAGGGCCACAGCAACCAUCUGCUAGCGCAUCGGCAGCUCUUCAACGAGCCAUUCUUGGACGCGAAGAGGCAGAGUCUGCGCUAUCGAAUGUGUUCGCUCAACUUUCUGAGGCGCAAUCACGCGAGCGCCGUAUCAGCGAACGACUUGAGUCGCUGCUGGAGGAGUUGCAAGCAUCCAAGGAGCGCAAAGCCCACGAACGAACGAUAUACGAGAAGGAAAUCCGGAAAGCACGGAAGGAGGCAUUCCGUGCAGGAUCGACCUUGGUGAAAACGCAGGAAGAUUUGAAGGAAGCACGAGGGGAAGCCAAGGCAUAUAAAGAGGAACUUGAGGUGGAGCGAAAAUCGAAAGAUAAAGCCAAACAGGAGGCUUUCGAGCGGGCCUACGCAAUUGCUGGGCUCACCGAGGAACUUGAGGAGCUGAAAGCACGACUGCGCGUUGCCGAAGCUAAAAACGCUGCCGACCCCCUGAAGACCCGCGACCGAGCACUGCGCAAGGAGGUGGGCUCGAGAGUGUCUCUAGCAGAAGGCGAUCUUGCCCUACUUGCAACUCCGGCAUCUCGAAGACCGAAACGAUCCGCAGACUACUUGGCCGACUUUCCUAUCGAAGAAAUGGAGGAGUCUCCCACGAAGGCCACACCUCCGAAGAGACUGCGACUAUCGGAUGUGGCAGCAGAGGACAGAGAACAGACUCCCCGGCAGGCGAUCAAAGAAGAAAUCGAAGAAGCCCCUCAAGAGGCUCAAGAGGCUCAGGAAGCUCAUCAAGAGGCCCCUCACGAGGGCCCUCACGAGGCGCCUCCUACGGAUGUAAAGGAAAUUCCAGAAGAAGUCCCCGAAAAUGCCCUGAUUGAGGCUCCCAAAGAGGCUUCUCUGGAGGUUGCCAAACAGGCCGUCAUGAGACCUACCAAGGAGGACUUCAAACUUGCUCUCAAAGCGGCUCGACGGGAGGAUCGUAUGGCUAUCAUGCGCAAUCAAGCCAUGGUUGAACAUCUCCAGAUUUCUCUUCGGCUGGAAAAGCGCAUGAGAGAGAACGCAGAAGAACUGGCAGAAUUUCUCCGUAUGGAAUGCGAGUUCAAGCGUUGUUCAUGUCGUGUUGUGGAAGAGCUGGAGAGUGUACAAGUUCAAUCUCAACCCCAGAUCAAGGAUAUAAGUCCUGAAAUCGACGUGGACGCCAGCAAGCAAAACAAGCAAGCCCUCAAUCAACAGACUCACGCUGAAUUGCUUGAUCAACCGGUCUCGAACCACCUGCCGGCUGAACAGCACGUCCCUAAGGCCGGUUCGCCAACUUCUUCAGGCAUUCGAGAUAAAACACCACCGCCUCCCAAGCAUGCACCGAUGGAUUCAAACGAAGCAUCAGACGAGCCGCUCAUUACUUUCUCCCCUAUCACCGGGACGUUCCAAAAGAUUCCAUCUCCAGUCCGAUCUGGGAAGAAACACGCUUUCAUCCCGCCAAUGUCCCCUGUGGAGGCCGCCAAACGCCAGCCCACAAGCCCUCUUGCAAAGUACGAGCUCAACCAGGAAGAGGAGCCUGCUGAAUACUUCCAAGCCGAAUCUGCUGUGCCAGCCCCGGUCCAUCUUUCACCAACUCCCGCUCAAACGACCCCGGUUAACCCGCCUUUGAGGACGGCAGCGAGCCAUAGAAGCACGACGAAUGACGAAAGCAUGAAAAGGGUCCCCCUCAGAAAAGAGGGCUCCAUCCCAGGCCAGAGCACCGCCGUUCAAGGAACUCCCAUCAGCCGGGAAGAAGCCCUUGCGCAGAUCCGGGCUCGUAGAGGUCGUGCCAACACCACGAAACGAUCUGCCAGCGCGAUGGAAACCACUCGUCGCACAGCAAAUAGCAGUUCACACCCAACGGACUCAGCUCGUCGUAUUCCUGGCGUACACAAUCCGCAACGGAGGAGCGAAAGCGGUGACAUGCGGAAUCGAAGAGACUUGAGUGCACCGAUCCGGAUGACGCAUCGUCGGUGA
Molecule: messenger RNA, 2172 nt
Organism: Aspergillus melleus
Lineage: Eukaryota; Fungi; Ascomycota; Eurotiomycetes; Eurotiales; Aspergillaceae
Exons: 1
Coding region: 1-2172 (723 amino acids)
Source: RefSeq, a predicted model, not a curated record